Molecule: messenger RNA, 1173 nt
Organism: Malania oleifera
Lineage: Eukaryota; Viridiplantae; Streptophyta; Magnoliopsida; Santalales; Ximeniaceae
Product: protein SOB FIVE-LIKE 5-like
Exons: 4
Coding region: 389-955 (188 amino acids)
Biological process (GO): cytokinin biosynthetic process
Source: RefSeq, a predicted model, not a curated record
UUUUUGUGCAUCCAAGCUGUCCAUUGCUGCAUCCGUAGAUGAAGCUAUGCCACUUCCCCCCACUGACCCACUUAUCGAUUCCUCUCUCUCUCUCUCUCUCUCUCUCUCUCUCAUGCCCAAGCCAACUGGCAUUUUUGAUUCAUUCGCAUACUGAUAAAAUAAGAAAACGGAUAGAGGGGAUUAGGACAAAAACAGUCUAGGAUUUGAGUGUCAUCUCUCUCUCUCUCUCUCUCUCGCCACUUUUCUUAAAUUCUACUACUUAUAUGGAGGACAACAAGAAAGAGCAAGCGUAACUCAUUUAAUUCCCAUUUUGGUUCUCAUAAAGGUGCCUACCCAAGAAAACCCAUUUGGAGUUUUGGUUAGCAGAGGAAGUUAGAGGAGGCAAAGGAUGAAUAUAUCAUCUUCCCACAAUGGGAUAAGUGCAGAGAGUGAAUCCGGUUGGACAUUGUACUUGGAUCAAUCCUACAAUUCUGCGAGUGAUUGCCAGAGAGGUAGUGGAAUUGGAGAGGAUGAAUACUGCAGAGAAAGGAGGACAAAGGUGGAGGACGAUGAUGAAGAGGAGGAUUUGUCCAUGGUGUCUGAUGCUUCCUCUGGGCCUCCGCAUUUCCAUGAAGAAGAAUACUGCUUCAAUGAAAAUGGGUGUUUCUAUUCUGCUUCCAAUUCAGCUUCACAAUUGGGGAAGAAGGGUGACAAGAAAAAGAAAAACAGAGAACAGAGAGGGAAGCAGAGGCAUUCUUAUCUUGAUGACACUGCAAGCUCCCCUGCCAAGAGCUUUUCCAAGAAGAAAAUCAGUAAUGGACAAGCUUCAAUGCACUUGGAUUUCUCACAGGGCUACUCUGCAACACAUUUGAAGGGACCAGAAUCGUUCCAGAAGCACUUUGGUUUCUUGCAGCCAUCUUUUUCUGAGAAGCCAACCUCUGAGGAUCCAGGUAGUUUUCAGGGGAAGUGGGAAUGAGAUAUCUUCUUCUCAGGUGCUCGAGCUUCAAGACACAAACGUGAGAGGGAAAAUGCAUUGGAUCACAAAAGGGAUUUUGUUCCCUUCUUCUUCUCCUUCUUUCUUUCUUUCUUUUUUCUUUCUUUCCUUUUAUUUAUUUUUUUUUUCCCAAUGUCUAGUUUUCAUUUGUUCCUGGAAAACAACCUGAGAAUAGAAAUUUUAUAAAUUUCUUGCUUUUA